ACUUUUACUAAAAUUAACCUUACUUUUUACAAACUUAACCUAAGUUUCCGGACAUUUAUUUAAACAUUAAAUAACGCAAAAAGAACAAAUUGUAUUAUGGCAUCUCUAUCUAGACUUAGCAGAUUAUAUUCGUUACGACACGCGGUCAAAUUUACACAGACAAUAACAUCGAAAGCCAACAACCACCAAAGGGCUAUUGCGCUUGUGACGAAGUCCCGUUUCUUUAGUACCGAGGCUAAGGCUGACCAUCACUCUAUAAUCAGUGACACGGAAAAGCCGACUGGUGAAAGUACGAAAUAUGAGUUCCAAGCGGAAACUAGAAUGUUAUUGGAUAUUGUGGCAAAGUCUUUGUAUUCAGAAAAGGAAGUUUUCAUUAGAGAAUUGAUAUCAAAUGCGAGUGAUGCCCUAGAAAAAUUUAGAUACAUCACAUUAUCUGAUACUGAGAUGGCCAAACAAUUUAGAGAAGUUGAUAGACCAUUAGAAAUACAUAUUUCUACAGAUAAGCAGAAUCGCACAUUAACAAUUCAAGAUACUGGUAUUGGAAUGACUGAGGAAGAACUUAAGACAAAUUUGGGAAUCAUUGCCAAAUCUGGCUCAAAAGCAUUUAUUGAACAAAUAAAAGAAAAACAAAAAGCUGGUGACAACAAUAUAAUAGGCCAAUUUGGGGUUGGAUUCUACAGUGCUUUUAUGGUUGCUGAUAAGGUUGUUGUAUACACAAAAUCAUCAAAAAGUGAUCAAGGAUAUAUGUGGAGUUCUGAUGGGAGUGGAACUUAUGAAAUACGACCAUCAGAUGGUGUCAGUUAUGGUACAAAAAUCGUAAUCCAUUUGAAAAAUGAUUGUCGGGAGUUCUCAGAUGAAGAAACGGUCAAAAAUAUACUCAACAAAUACAGUAAUUUCGUCGGCAGUCCAUUGUACUUAAACGGUACAAAAGCUAACAUUGUUGAGCCAUUGUGGAUUGCAGACCCAAAAAAUGUGAAUGCCCAGCAACACAAUGAAUUCUACAGAUAUAUUAGUGGAUGUUAUGAUGUUCCUAGAUACACUUUACAUUACAAAACUGAUGUUCCAUUGUCAAUUAGGGCUUUGCUCUAUUUUCCAGAAGGAAAACCUGGCCUCUUUGAAAUGUCAAGAGAAACAGAAUCAGGUGUGGCUUUGUACACAAAAAAGAUUUUAAUUAAAAGCAAAACGGAUAAUAUUUUGCCAAAGUGGCUGAGAUUCAUCAAAGGCGUCGUCGACUCCGAGGAUAUUCCUUUAAAUUUGAGCAGAGAACUAUUGCAAAACAGCGCUCUAAUUAGUAAGCUACGAAACGUAUUAACAAGUCGCGUGCUUAAAUUCCUUUUGGACCAGCUAAAAAAAGAUCAGUCGGAAUACGAGAAGUUCUACGCCGACUAUGGCUUAUUUCUUAAAGAGGGCAUAAUUACGAACAGCAAUCAAAUGGAAAAGGAAGAUACAGCUAAACUCCUUCUCUUUGAGUCCUCACACAUGGAACCUGGAAAGAAAAUUACACUAACAGAUUAUAUUUCAAGGACCAAAGAAAAUAAAUCAAUUUUCUAUUUAGCUGCUCCAAGCCGAGCAUUGGCAGAAGCUUCUCCCUAUUACGAAUCUCUGAAACAAAGAGCUCAAGAAGUUCUCUUCUGUUAUGAACCGUACGACGAACUCGUCCUGAUGCAGUUGCAGCAGUUCAAAGGUCACAGAGUGGUGUCUGUGGAAAAGGACAUGCGAGAAGAUAAGACUGCCAAUGAUCUCAGUAAUUUAGGUGAUGAUAGUUUGAAAAGAAGUGAGAUCAAUGAUUUGACUAGCUUCUUGAAAACGAAACUCCAAGGAAAAGCUGCAGAUGUGAACGCAACCUCAAGAUUGGACGCCCAUCCUUGUGUUGUUACUGUUGAAGAAAUGGCAGCAGCAAGACACUUUAUCAAAACCCAAAGUCACCAGUUAUCAGAAGACAGGCGUUACGCAAUUCUCCAGCCAAAAUUCGAAAUAAACCCAAAACAUCCUAUCAUUAAAAAGUUGCACAAGUUGACGAAAGACAAUCCAGAACUGGCCGACUUAUUAGCCAAACAAUUAUUUGCCAAUUCAAUGGUUGGUGCAGGGUUAGUGGAUGAUCCAAGAACACUCCUAACUUCAAUGAACGAUUUACUUGUAAAAGCGUUAGAAAACCACUGAGAUUAACUGUGCCCAUUCAUUCCUUGUUUAUUUUUGUUUGUAUUUACUGUUUAGUUUUGUUAAUAAAUAAUUCGAAAUGAGAGAAAAAGAGCAAA
Messenger RNA from Aethina tumida (small hive beetle), 2255 nucleotides. It is a transcript of the gene Trap1, whose product is annotated as heat shock protein 75 kDa, mitochondrial. Gene Ontology annotation, molecular function: protein kinase binding; ATP binding; ATP hydrolysis activity. The record is from RefSeq and is a predicted model, not a curated record. Gene Ontology annotation, cellular component: mitochondrial inner membrane. NCBI's taxonomy places the organism in Eukaryota, Metazoa, Arthropoda, Insecta, Coleoptera, Nitidulidae. The transcript has 13 exons. Gene Ontology annotation, biological process: protein folding. Bases 97 to 2160 code for a protein of 687 amino acids.